Molecule: messenger RNA, 1627 nt
Organism: Pyricularia oryzae 70-15
Lineage: Eukaryota; Fungi; Ascomycota; Sordariomycetes; Magnaporthales; Pyriculariaceae
Exons: 2
Coding region: 196-1350 (384 amino acids)
Source: RefSeq, a predicted model, not a curated record
GCUUGUGUUACAAUGCAGGACAUAGGCAGGCUGUGAUUCGACUCGCUUGAAGAAGCGAGGAUUGCAUGCUGACGCUUGAUGUCCUGAUUAAUAUCGUGAUAUCUGCUUUUCUCGGGAGCUUGUCUUUUGUUGUUGUUUUCUGCUGUGCUGCUUUCUCAAUCACACCGCGACAAGUUAUAGAGCUGGACAAUCAUCAUGGCGGCCACAACUACACCCAGUAAUACGGAGAAAGGGAAGGAUGAGCACAUCUCCGAUAAGAGCGACCGUGUCUCUGAGAAGGGCAACCGCGUCUCUGAGGAGAGUGACUACGCCUCGGAGAAGGGCGACUGCAUCUCGGCCAAGGCCAACUCCAUAUCGGACAAGGGCAGCCAUAACUCGGAAACGGACAGCGAUCCCUCGACAAUAUGGUGCCAAGUCAAGGCCGCCGACCGCUUCUGGGCGUACAAGUCCGCGAUCCGCGCACUACAGUGUCUCGUCGCCCUCAUCGGCCUAUGUUGCGCGGCGUGGAUCCUCAAAAACACGAAUUCGUUAUACAGCGGCAAUUGGAUUUACAGUGGACUUCCCCAUUUUGAUGACUUCAGGAUCGGCACUGUCGCGGUGCCUAUUUUUGUCUUGUCGCUCACAUGGGGUCUCCUCGACCUGGGAGUCCGGUUCUGGCGCAAGCAAGGACGGCCUACCCACCCAGCCGCCGUCGCCGUCGCCGAUUUGCUUUUUUGGCUUACCAUGAUCGUUGCGAUAGUGUACGCGACCAUUGGAGUUGCUCGCAUGCAAGCCUUUGGCUACGACGCCAAUGGCAACGAGGUCCUCUCUGACGAGACGUCCUACAUAUCUCGCGCGGGCAUUCAUUCCUGGGGCCAAUACCAUCGCAACGCAGACUUGGACUUGUGGCUGUAUACCGUAAAGCGCGUCCACCUCAACCAGGAACGCCUGGAGUGGAACUUGACAACGGGUCAAUGGUCCAUAGUGCCGUAUACGGGCCCGAUGUUCCUCACCGCAAACUACGAUGACUCUCUGGGCUCGUGGGUCCUGGAGAAUGGUACGGUCCUAGGAGAAGUGCGUGCGUGCAAGGAGGAAUACGCCAGGCCCAAUUGCGAGGAGCUCGACAUGAUGGUCAACGAUCUGUGGCUCGAAAAGCCUACGCACGUCGCAGUCGGUAAAGUGAUUGCCGUGAUGGCUUCCUUGGCAUUGAUACUUCACUUUGCGCUUUUCGCGAGGGCUUCUGUCGAAGCGAUUCGUCGGAGACGGGAGGAGAAGAUCGAGAAGUUGAGGGCUGAUGCAAAGUUCGAACUUGAAGGCAAGGAUUACGAGGAAGAACCGGACUGGAUGUUAAACGAGCGGGGUUACAGGUAGUAGUCUGGGGAAUCCUGGAACCUGAAUGCGAUCUGGGAGGCUGUCGAUGAGUUGUUAUCUUUUUCUUCCAUGGACGUACGUAGCAAGCGACGAGACAACAAAUCGAGGCGGACAAUAAUCGAAAACAAUGUACAAGAUAUAGAUAUUGAGUCCAGACCUCUGUCCAAUGCGCGCUUGACAGCUGGCGCCUAAUCGGCCUUUGCGACGCUUGGUAAGGAAAGACCCUGGAGAGACCCGCACUUGUUGGCUUGUGUUUGGAUGGAAUUGACACCACCCC